GUCACUGGUUUAUGUUAUGUCAGGCUUGUUCUUGUUCCCAUCCCAAUCCCAUGUCAGUUGCAAAAAUGCAAAUACACAAGUACAGUUAAUGUUCAUUCUCCUGUUAUUUAUACUUGAUACGAUAUUUAAAUUUUUUAGCCUGUAUACGAUCACCGUUAUCGUUUUUUCAUUUGUCUUUAGUGAGAUUCUGAAUAACUUAUUGCAGCACUGUAGUGAAAAGUUGCGAAACCGCUUUCAUAAAUCUCCUGGAUGGUUCCCCGAUAAUUAUUCCCAAAGAAAUUCUUCAUUGAGAAUAAUUUUAAUUACAAUAUCGGGAUUGAAUCUGGUAGCUGUUGUGUGAGCAGAUUGACAGUACAAAAUUAUUGGCUAGUUGUGAAUUUUACAUCAGUUUCAUUCAGGCAUGCAAACGGCUUCCAACUGUAUGUUGAGGAUUCUGCAGCACUGCGAAAGAAAAUUUUGCCAUGCAAAUUGUACAUGAAAAAGCGCAAGAUGUCCGUUAGCUUAUCAGUAUUUGCUUCAAUUCGUGAUGGAAUGAUUUCCAAUUUGCCAGACUCAUCAUUUGAUGACCUUCAAAUCAUCCAUAGCUGACCAAAUUGUGUAUUGUUCAUUGCGUGCAACCAGCUUCGCUUUUUGGCUGUGAAACAUGAAUACUAGCACAGUUACUCAGACAGCACCAUCCACCCCUCUUCGAACAAUUAAUAGGGGAAGCAAUUUCAAAAGGCAUGGAAAUGGCUCAGGACGUUCAUCUGUUUCAAUGUCUGGAAAACGUAAAAGUGCUGUCGAAUUACUUCAGGAAACGAAGUCUCUUUAUGUGAAAUCGAACACAGUGCUCGAUAAGAAGCAGCAGCUAAGUGCCUUGACUUGCAGUAGUGAAAGGAAGUCACCAAGGCAUCAUAGCCAUCACUGCCAUUAUCAUAGUGACAAGACUCGGAGAGAUGGUGUGUUUUUUGCAACGACUCUGCCAGCCCAUCAACCGAAGUCACCUCGCCUUGUGAUGUCUUCCGCAUCCUUGGUUUUGCCCAACCAGCCUGUCAAAUCGACUUCUGAUCAACUGCAAGCCAAAUUACGACGGUUAUUGAAUGCUGAUUCAAAGGAGAACCUUGUCGAUGUUGAAGACGCGCCUUUACUAACCAACCUGCCUUCGUCAAUACCGACACCCACUUCGCCGCAGUCUUCUAUCGAUAGGAUGUCAUCUGUAAUACUGCCGCCGCCGAAAAACUUCUCGGAAAGCCGUCGCUCUUCGCUGGCCUCGUCACAGUCGCAAACGAGUCUCGUCCGCACCACUAAGGCCGGCACGCUUGUCUCGCGAGACAGACAGGUCGACAAACAGAGCAAACGGCGCAGACGCAGUCGCUCCGGCGGUGAUUCCAGACGCUCGGUCAGUGGUCGCUUCUGCGCGGAACAAAUACCGCCAAGUCGCACCAGCAAAGAUCAGCCGGAGAAUGUGCAACGUCGCAGUUGGUUCCACAAAUCGCUGCCGGAUCUCAGCCUUGUGGCGCUUCCUUGCAAAUCGCGCGAAUGCAGCUCAUCCUCAGCUACUUCCAGUAUUUCGUCCAGUGAGGAAAAUCCGUCGUGCAAUUAUGCUUUGUACAGUGCAAGUACAAACAGUAGUCGAAGUGAGAAAAAGCAAAGAUCGAUUGCACGACAUCGAGUAUCGAGUGGCAAUAAUAACAAAUCGAGUAACAGCAAUAGUGCAAUGUCUGUGUGCUCAGGCCACAGCCGAAGACAAUCGGCUCGAAGCAGUUGGAGAAGCUUAUCAGAUGAGGACUCAGCUAGCGGUGAUAAAACAAGAGAUGAUUAUGAUGACGAAGAAGAAGACAAUGAUGAAAAUAUUGAAGUGAGAGAUGACAAUGAUGAUGAUGAUAUCGAUGGUGGUGGUUGCGGAGAUGAAGAGGAUGAUAAUGAGGAUGAAGAGGAAGAAGAUGAUGAUCUGAAUGCGGAAAGAGAUGAGGGAUUCGAUGGAGACGUUGAUUUGGUGUUUGGAUCUCCUGUCAAAUCUUCUGCAAGCUACAUUGGGGCAGCAUCUACUACAGUUAGGUAUAGUAGGAUCCGGUGCGAUACCGAUUGGAGCAGUACUGCUGUGGAUGGAGAUUACAAGGAUGAUAACGAAUUGGUUGGAAGUGAAUCUCUUCGACACUGGCGUCCCAUACUUAGAUCCAAAUCCGAUGUGGGCAGAAGGUAUGCACGAUUGUCUUAUGCUUCGCCCGUUGAUACUUCCCCUACCAACCCUGCCGACCUGGAGACAUUCUUUCAACAAUUAGGUCUCGAUGCAGCAGAAUACAACUCCCUGAUAGCUGGCAACCAGUCUAAUUCUCAAACGUCAUCACCAGUAUUUUUCUCAGAUGCGUCAACCGUUGACUCAGCCGAAUUAUGCGCAGUCGCCAGGCGAGCGAUGAAUAAAAGUGGCGAAGCUCUCAACGAGCCUGAAAAGAAUGAACGCGAGAACGCAACCGAUCUGCCCUCAGUGGUGGAGCGAAACGCAAGGAUCAUCAAAUGGCUGUGCAACUGCAGGAAAGCUGCUGCAUUGUCAUCAAAAUCAACCAACGACUCCAGAAUCCAUCAGCAGAGACAUCCUACCAUGAGCUAACCUUUCCUCAUCGAUUAUAUUUUUGUUCAGUAUUAUUUAUUUUUCUGCUUAUUAAUUUUCGACUCAAUCAUUUGAAUACUUGACAAAUAAGCAGUAGAGAAUCAUCUUUUUAGUAAACUUCACACUAGAUACAGAAAUUUUGUGGAACUUUUCCAUAUUAAGGUGAUGUGUGAACAAUAUAUUGUUAUAAAGUAGGGCUAAUAGGGCUACUUGAAUUGUUCAAUUAAUUCAGAAAUAAUAACUUAGUACCCUUUAUAUAAGUGUUUAUAUACAACAUUUUAAAAAGGGUACUAUGUAAUUAUUUCUACAUUAAUUAAAUUUUUUUAAUGAGAAUUUAUACUGUGGAAUAUUCCCAAUAAUUGGAUAAACAGAUUAAUGAACACGAUAUAAAAAUUUGUAGUACCCAUUAAUAAAAACGUUUAAAUAUUUUAACGACUAGUUUCGACCAUAGGUCAUUUUCAAGUUAAAGUUUUCAUUUCAACUUGAAAAUAACCUAUGGUCGAAACUAGUCAUUAAAAUACUUUAAAGUUUUUAAUGAAGGGUACUACAAGUUUUUAUAUUGUUUUUAUUAAUUUGAGCAAAAGUAGCCCAUAUAUGUGAAGCAAUUUUUGGAUUACAGUUUUAUUUUAUGUCAUAUCCACAUUUAUUAGACUUAAACAAAAAAAAAGACUUAUUUUAGACUAUAUUAGACUUAUAAUAAGACCAUAUUAGACUUUUGAACAGGACUGCAGCUUCGUUAUUUUUGUUUAAAAGUCUAAUAAAUGUGGAUGUGACAAACAUAUAACUGUGUCAUGGAUCAAUCUUCUAACAUGAAUAUAAAUCUACUACAGAAUGUUAUUUUCGCGAAAAUGAUGCUUUCAUAUAUAGGGAACAUUUUUGAAAAGGUCACCAGUUGGGAGUAACAAAGACACCUAUAUGGUUUUCUUUUCCAAUCUAUUUACAUACGGAAUCUCUCGAGAAUAACUGGGGAUAAAUUUCCAUUUUGAUCCCUGUUGAUUGAGGAACAGUAUUCAAACGGUUAGCUGAGCCAAGGAACAGUGUAACUGUGAUAACCCCAAUAUAGGACCAAUGCAACAGUAACACAGAAUUGUUAUUAACCUACAACAGUAUUCAAACACUACAAUAAGUCUAAUAACUGUGGAUGUGACAAAAAUAUAACUGUGUCAUGGAUCAAUCUUCUAACAUGGAAUAUAAAUCUACUACAGGAUGCUCUUUUCGCGAAAAUGAUGCCCCUAUAUUAUGGCCUUGAUGCAAAUGGAUCAAUCUUCAACAUGGAAUAUAAAUCUACUACAGGAUGCUCUUUUCGCGAAAAUGAUGUCCCUAUAUUAUGGCCUUGAUGCAAAUGGAUCAAUCUUCUAACAUGGAAUAUAAAUCUACUACAGGAUGCUCUUUUCGCGAAAAUGAUGUCCCUAUAUUAUGGCCUUGAUGCAAAUGGAUCAAUCUUCAACAUGGAAUAUAAAUCUACUACAGGAUGCUCUUUUCGCGAAAAUGAUGCCCCUAUAUUAUGGCCUUGAUGCAAAUGGAUCAAUCUUCUAACAUGGAAUAUAAAUCUACUACAGGAUGCUCUUUUCGCGAAAAUGAUGCCCCUAUAUUAUGGCCUUGAUGCAAAUGGAUCAAUCUUCAACAUGGAAUAUAAAUCUACUACAGGAUGCUCUUUUCGCGAAAAUGAUGCCCCUAUAUUAUGGCCUUGAUGCAAAUGGAUCAAUCUUCUAACAUGGAAUAUAAAUCUACUACAGGAUGCUCUUUUCGCGAAAAUGAUGUCCCUAUAUUAUGGCCUUGAUGCAAAUGGAUCAAUCUUCAACAUGGAAUAUAAAUCUACUACAGGAUGCUCUUUUCGCGAAAAUGAUGCCCCUAUAUUAUGGCCUUGA
Nilaparvata lugens (brown planthopper) is the source of this 4455-nucleotide messenger RNA. RefSeq names its product histone-lysine N-methyltransferase, H3 lysine-79 specific. NCBI's taxonomy places the organism in Eukaryota, Metazoa, Arthropoda, Insecta, Hemiptera, Delphacidae. Bases 644 to 2587 code for a protein of 647 amino acids. The record is from RefSeq and is a predicted model, not a curated record. The transcript is spliced from 10 exons.